Molecule: messenger RNA, 567 nt
Organism: Silurus meridionalis
Lineage: Eukaryota; Metazoa; Chordata; Actinopteri; Siluriformes; Siluridae
Gene: cart3
Product: cocaine- and amphetamine-regulated transcript protein
Exons: 3
Coding region: 26-382 (118 amino acids)
Biological process (GO): adult feeding behavior; negative regulation of appetite; positive regulation of MAPK cascade
Molecular function (GO): neuropeptide hormone activity
Source: RefSeq, a predicted model, not a curated record
AGAAGCUUGUGAGAAGCUGAAGAGCAUGGAGAGCUGCAGAGUGUGCGUGAUGGUGUGCGCCGUGCUGCUCUCCUGCGCCUUUGGAGACCAAAUUUACCAACUGGAUGACGAGGAGGUGGCGGACUUGGACAGAAGAGCCUUGAGGAACUUCUACAGUAAAGAGCCUAAUUUAACCAGCCAGAAAGAGCUUCUUGGGGCUCUGCAUGAUGUUUUGGAAAAGCUGCAGAGCAAACGGAUCUCACUUUGGGAAAAGAAGUUCAGCCGAGUUCCCACGUGUGGGGUCGGGCAGCAGUGUGCCGUGCGGAAAGGUUCACGGAUCGGCAGAAUGUGCGACUGUCCGUCCGGAGCGUCGUGCAACACCUACCUGCUUAAGUGCUUAUAAUCAUUUCAUCACGUCUACUUUGGAAACAAAUCCAUUGAGUUAUAAUCGAUUUUAUUUUCGAGUUUGUGAUGUACAUAUGCACAUUUUGUCUCCAGGCGGCCUGUUGGCAUUGUUUUGAAGAAGCACAAUAUCAGUUAAUUUAUUAAUUUAUUGCAUAAAAAUAUAAUAAAGUUAUUUAUGUGGGA